Molecule: messenger RNA, 480 nt
Organism: Cladophialophora psammophila CBS 110553
Lineage: Eukaryota; Fungi; Ascomycota; Eurotiomycetes; Chaetothyriales; Herpotrichiellaceae
Exons: 1
Coding region: 38-328 (96 amino acids)
Source: RefSeq, a predicted model, not a curated record
GGGUGUAAGAAAUGUAAUCGUCGUCGCAUUCGGUGUGAUGAGACUCGCCCGCGUUGCCAUAAGUGCAGCUCUCGCGGGUUCCUCUGUCCUGGGUACGGCAGAUCUCUCAAGUGGAUUUGUGGCAGUGUCAGCAAAGGACCGAACCGUCGCGAAUUCGUCUCUCAUGAGGCUGGAGCCAAAGAGCACACACAACUUGCCUGCGAUCCAUCCGAGUGCGGUACUGGUGUUGCGCCAGAUAACCUGGCCCGGGGAUUUGGGCCGCAGCCUUGCCACCCAAUCUCCCUUUUCCAAUCUGAAACCUAUUCGACUCGAGACCGGGCACUUCUAGAUCAUUUUACCAAGGUUGUGUCUCAUCAACUAGCCUGGUAUGAUGAUGGGUCUAAUCCCUGGUGCUGCUUGGUUGUUCCACUUGCAUCACAUUCUCCGUCUCUAUUGUCUGUUAUCCUUGGUGUUGCAGCGAGCAAUCUAGGAUCGCGUUUC